Brassica oleracea var. oleracea is the source of this 1185-nucleotide messenger RNA. Its product is annotated as protein COFACTOR ASSEMBLY OF COMPLEX C SUBUNIT B CCB2, chloroplastic. NCBI's taxonomy places the organism in Eukaryota, Viridiplantae, Streptophyta, Magnoliopsida, Brassicales, Brassicaceae. Gene Ontology annotation, biological process: cytochrome b6f complex assembly. The coding region runs from base 116 to 946 and encodes 276 amino acids. The record is from RefSeq and is a predicted model, not a curated record. The transcript is spliced from 7 exons.
UCCUACUAGGCAGAGGUUCUUCCGAGAAUCAUCAUCAAUGGCGAUACAUACACACACACACACACACACAAACGCUCUCUGCUCUCUAACAGACACCAGCGACUGAGAUAGAGAAAUGAGUAUUCAAAUUUGUAGUUUCCCGUUGCAUCCAAGGUUCUCGCUGCGAGCCUGCUCCCAAACCGCCGCGAGGUCUACACGAAUCUUCGCUCGUACGGAGAAUGAAUCGUCACGGUCUGAUCAGCAACAGCUCAAUCUCUCCGUCCUUCGCUUCACAUUCGGGAUUCCUGGGCUAGACGAAUCUUAUCUACCGAGGUGGAUCGGGUACGGGUUCGGAUCGCUUAUUCUUCUCAACCACUUCUCAGCUUCAGCUCCAAUCAGCGAAUCUCAGCUGAGAUCAGAGGCUUUAGGGUUAUCACUUGCUGCAUUCUCCAUAGCUUUACCUUACUUUGGCAAGUUCCUCAAGGGUUCUGAAGUAGAGAAGAGAAGCUUACCUGAUGAGGGAGAACAGGUUUUUGUCAUAUCAUCAAGUAUUGGAGACUCUUUGAAAGAGGAUUUGGCUUGGGCAACUUAUGUUUUGUUGAGGAAUACAAGUACCGUUGCUGUGAUGAUAUCGAUUCAAGGUGAGCUUUGUGUUCGCGGGUACUGGAACUGCCCUGGUCAAAUGCCAAAGGCUCAACUACAUGACUGGUUCAAGAGAAACGUUGAUGAAAUAGGCCUGGCUGAUGUUAAGGAGACCCUUUAUUUCCCUCAGUAUGCAGGUUCUGCAUUGUCGUGGGAUAUUCUUCCUGAUGGGACGCGUUCUGUUUUUGUGCAACCUCUCGUACAUAAUAUUGAUGAAUCGGAGAAAAUGGAUGGGUUUUUGCUGGUGGCUUCUACUGCUGGAUAUGCAUAUAGCGAUAAAGAUAGAGCCUGGAUUGGAGCCAUGGCUGAUAAAUUCAGAGGAUGAUCUAAUAAGCUUUCUCCGAUUAUUUGACCUCUUGCCUGGAGACAUGAGGAAUACAAAGCUCUGUCUAUGUAUAACAUAUGUGUCCGUGAUCUUAACUGAUCCAUCUUUGUUGUUCUUUUUGCCGGUUUUUUCUGCAAUCUUAUCUGCAGGCUAAGAUCAAGUGGAGGCACAAUAGUCGAUUCUCCGAAGAGCAUCUCCAUCUGUCUGGAUCUGAUCUAGAUGGAAAAAAAUGUAACCUC